CUAGUCUUCAGCCUGCAACAAAAGCAGUCCCUAAUUAGUUAAGGGUCAGGAGGAUCCACAAUUGAUAUUGUAAACAACCCCACUUUAGGCAGGCGACUGACACAAACGGACAGAGCUCCUUUGCACAUUCAAGGAACACACAUCACCAUCCAAUGGCGUUCAAGUCUCCACCCGCCAAAGUUCACAGCUAUGUCACCAAGUUAUUGAAGGCUAACCUGAUCAAAACGCCUCCUGUUUGGUACCCUGCCGCAUCCCUCGCCCCUCCUUCUCCUACAUUUGUCAGAGAGGGUGAUGUCUCGGGUGCUAAUCGUCAGGCGGAGCUGCCAUUUGAGACUGAGGAAAGGCUUCAGAAAGAAAAAGCCGAGGCUGCUGGUACUUCAUACACACCUCGGGGAAAUUCCGCAUCAGCACCCUCAUCAUCAAUAGUCCCUCGCUCAGCAAGGACAAAUAAACAUCUCCGGUGGAAGAGUUUGCGACCAAAGAAUUUGUACUAUCCAGAAGAUCGUCUUCGCCGGCGGUUCUAUGAAGAUCACCCAUGGGAAUUACGCCGUCCUCGCUGCUUGAUUGAGACUACAGGAGAUGGUACACGUCGGGACUGGUCGAAAUUGCUGCAGGAGGGUCGAUCCAUCUCUGAUCUGACUGGCGAAGAUGUGAUUCAGUAUCAGAUGUACCUCAUGUCGACAGGAAAAUCAGAGCGGGAAGCCUAUCAUAUUGCGACGGAAGAGUUUUAUAAACACAGAGCUCAGGAGGAAUCAGAAGCCCGUGUGGCCAAGGCUCAAGCCAUGGCUUUUGGACUCCGACCUCGCAGAAGCUUUGUCAUGAAUGGUUUGAAGCGUGAAGAGGAGGCUCUGCGGGAGGCAGAGAAAUCUGCAUCUCGUUUCUAAGUUGAAAAGGAAGGGUCUCAAUCUUUCUCUCUAAUCUAUGUAUUCCAAAGAAAUGUUGGAUGGUGUUGAUAUGUUUCUG
Molecule: messenger RNA, 963 nt
Organism: Lobosporangium transversale
Lineage: Eukaryota; Fungi; Mortierellomycota; Mortierellomycetes; Mortierellales; Mortierellaceae
Product: mitochondrial ribosomal protein S25
Exons: 2
Coding region: 153-884 (243 amino acids)
Cellular component (GO): mitochondrial small ribosomal subunit
Molecular function (GO): structural constituent of ribosome
Source: RefSeq, a predicted model, not a curated record